GCCGAGUACCCGGAGCGCUGAGGGCCGGUCCCACAGAGACGCGGCCAUGGCGGGCAAGGGGAUGCAGGGGUUUCUGCCGCCCUUCAAGCACUUCGCCACCGAUGCCGUCCACGCCGGCCAGGAGCCCGAGCAGUGGCGCUCCGGGGCCUUGGUGCCGCCCAUCUCGCUCUCCACCACCUUCAAGCAGCGGGCGCCCGGCGAGCACGCGGGUUAUGAUUACAUCCGGUCUGGGAACCCCACUCGGGACUGCCUGGAAAAGGCUGUGGCCACCCUCGAUGGAGCCAAAUACAGCUUGGCUUAUUCCUCUGGCUUAGCAGCUCUUUUGAACAUCUGUCACCUGCUGAAGGCAGGGGACACAAUCAUCUGCAUGGAUGAUGUCUAUGGAGGUGAGUACAGCACUCAGGGGCUUCAGCCUUCUUUCCCUGGGAACUCUCUGACCUGGAGUUUUUUUGGGUUUGUGCAGCUGGUUUGGCUCGAGACCCCCACGAACCCCACGCUGAAGGUGAUCGACAUCAGAGCCUGCGCAGACAUCGUGCACAGGCACCCGGGGGUGCUGCUGGCCGUGGACAACAGCUUCAUGUCUGCCUACUUCCAGCGUCCCUUGGCCCUGGGAGCUGAUAUUUGUAUGUCUUCUGCAACCAAGUACAUGAAUGGUGAGU
Messenger RNA from Pyrgilauda ruficollis (rufous-necked snowfinch), 659 nucleotides. RefSeq names its product cystathionine gamma-lyase-like. The record is from RefSeq and is a predicted model, not a curated record. Gene Ontology annotation, biological process: transsulfuration. Gene Ontology annotation, molecular function: pyridoxal phosphate binding; cystathionine gamma-lyase activity. Gene Ontology annotation, cellular component: cytoplasm. NCBI's taxonomy places the organism in Eukaryota, Metazoa, Chordata, Aves, Passeriformes, Passeridae. The annotation marks the transcript as partial. The transcript is spliced from 6 exons.